Messenger RNA from Coregonus sp. 'balchen', 2380 nucleotides. NCBI's taxonomy places the organism in Eukaryota, Metazoa, Chordata, Actinopteri, Salmoniformes, Salmonidae. The record is from the annotation of a GenBank genome assembly.
CACAGCCACAUCCAAACAUGAGUGGGGCGAUACAUCCAAGUAAGUCAACAAUGUGUUUUGAGUUUUAGUCAUAUAUGGAGUGCUGAAAGUGAGAAACCGUUAACAAGACCAUAUGAAUGGGUGUUUGUAGCGACAUCCACAUGCAUGAUACCUUUUUUGUUUUGUUUUCAGCUUUUGCAGUCUGCCUGGCUCUAUGUCUGGCUGGCUGGGCUGUAUCUGGUGCUUCUGUUAAAGGUGAGCUGUUCUCAUGCCUGCCAUGCAUGUGUUCAUUAUGGCCUCAAAAUUUAUGCAUACUGUACUUUGUUUAUACACUCUAAAUAAGUCACCCCCGAUAUUAUGGUUUUUCAAACCAUGUCACAAUUUGGGCAUUUUAAUUCCAUAAAGAUAAUUCCUAUAUUAAAGUGCAGUGAGAUGUAGAGUAAUGUUUUGACCCAGACUGAUCUAAAACUAAGUGUAGUAACUUUGAUAUUUGAUAUUGUCUGAUGAGUGCUCUGUUUAACUAGCCCUCUUCUUCCUGUUGUAUUUAUCUCUCUCUCUUACAGCUCAGAAGACCUCGCCUGUCUGUUACCUCUGUAACGAUAAUAAAUGCCAAACCGUUGAGUCUGUUUAUGACCAUUUUAAGGAUAAUUUUACUCUGUGGUCGAGAGGUAAAAUGGCUGAAAUCCCUCCCUGCAACACCACGUCCCCACUGCCAUCUGGAGAAUGCUUGGUGUGUGUUGACAACCAGAAGAUCUACGCUGUGUGUGACUCAGAGAUCAUCAAGCCAGUCUUUGAGGGCCAAGACAACUCCAUGCCUGCCAUUGAAGCCAGUGAGUUUCUGUGAGGGCCCAUGACAGUACAGCCUGGGGAAGAGGAUAGUCAAUAGAAGGAACAAACAAAGCAGAUUUCAGGAAAAUUGUCAUAGGUGUCAAUUAUUAAUGCUAUUGGAAGGUGUAGUUUAUUAUAGAGCAUGGUGUAUCCCUCUAUAGCAGUGAUAUAAACCAGUCACUGCUAUGAGCAUUUCCCAGCUGAUCCAGCCCUCUGUUGUUGUAUGAAAUAAUUCCUGUACUGUCAUUACAGAUUGGUCCAGCAUUGUUUCAACUAACCAUUCCUGUACUGUCAUUACAGAUUGCACCAGCAUUUUUUCAACUGAUGGGACGGGUGAGUGCCAUUCAAUAUUCAAACUGUAUUUCAAACAAAACAUAUCUUAUGGUAAUUUUACAUUACAAGAGCAAAUUCCAUAACACAGAGAUCAGCAGUCUGGGUAUUCUAAGUGUGUUUGUCUUUAACAGGUGGAUCUGGAGGUUUAGCCAGGCUUCCUGGUGAGUGCAGAAACCCACAGAACAGCAAUGCUCAGCUCAAGAUCGUGUGCACCAAGAAUAAAGAUACAAAUUCUGAGUUCUUGCUCGUGUUUGAGAGAGACUUUGUUGUUGUUCAUCAAGGAAAUUCUACAUAUCAAAUCUGAAGAUCAGCAAUGUGUAGUAGUGUAUAACAGCGUUAGAUGAUGAUGAUGAUGAUGAUAAUUGAUUUUCUUUGUGUUCAACUGCUCUCUCUGUCCUCCUCUCCCACAAACAGAUCCAAAUGCCCCCACUUUGACCCCUGAUGGCACUGGCAGGUAUAUCACUAUUGGCGUGCUAGCCCCAAUGGCCUUCCUCGUCAUCCUCUUCAUCAUCGUUGCUUUGUGCAGAUGGACCAGAUCAAGUAAGCAGGCGGGGGCGGGGAUACAGGGUUUACUGGCUAAACAUUUCCCUCUCUAUAGGAGAAUACAGGUUUAACACGUGCUUUGCUGGAUUUUAUACAGUCACUUAGCUGUCUUUUUAUACAGUCACUUAGACUGGGCACCUGACAGUUUGUUGCCUUCUGCUUCUAAGCUGAGCUGUAUGACUAAAAUAUACAGUAUAUUAUCAUUGUUGUGCUCUCUUUUGGCAGAUGUAUUUGACUGGUCUUUUUUCUUGUGUUUGUCCAGUGUCCACUUCAGAAGUCCACUCAGAGGAACACCAGACCCAGUUAAAGUUAUUAGAGGCAAAGGUUGAAAUUGUGUGAGCCAAGGAACAGAAGAAGAGCUGGACCUGCAAGGAGGGUGUUAAGAUGUGAACAUCUCAGAUAUUUUUCUAACAUGGUGAAUGUUGUCUAGUUCCUAUUCAAACCUAUGGUUUAACUUGAGGAAACAGUAAGCUCUAUUAGAAAGCCGGGUUGUUACAGUUUGAUAGCUUUAACUCUGUUCAUUAGCAACAGGGGGAUUGAGUCUCUUGGGUUUCCUAGGGUCAGGAAGUAAAGUCAUGUAGAGGUCUCUGUGACAAGUUUGCACAGAGGGACCUGCCUUUCCAUAGAGUGGUAGGUCAAACUAUUUGGACGCUACAGACGUUUACGUGAUAACACCGAUUUUUGGGAUGUCUCAUGG